AUGGCUCCGGCAUCCAAUGUGUUCUCGCUCGCCCAGAAAUACACAGUCCGUUCCACCGGAGUCUGGGAGCGUCUCCGUCAAAUCCUCGCCGUCGACCCCAACCGCUCGACCGGUGUCCCUCUGAACUCCCAGUUCCGCCUCCCAUCUCCCGGCUCUCUGCCCCCUCUGUCUUACGAUGACCCCGUCACUGUCCCCGCCGGUGACCUUGCCGACAACCCUUACUGGAAGCGCGACACCCGCCGCAGCUACCCCAAGCUGAGCACUGUGAGCCAGGCCGAUGCCGUUAGCCUGCUUACCGUUGGCAGCCAAGCCGCUCCCAAGGACGAUGUUCUGCAGAUCGGUGAGGCUGGUGUCAAGCAAUUGGUGGAGGUUAAGGAGCAUGGCAAGGAGCGUGGUCUGGCCGCUCUCUUCGAGAAGGAUCAGAAGAGCAUUCAGGGCGUCUUGGGUGCAAAUGGCCUGCCUCCUACGCCUGCCAACAUCAACACCGUUGCCCAGGCUUCGCAGUCCAAGUACCAGAUUAACACAGAGCAGAGCUACCCCAAUGUGUACCCUUGCCGCACAUUUGCUUGA
Molecule: messenger RNA, 570 nt
Organism: Penicillium subrubescens
Lineage: Eukaryota; Fungi; Ascomycota; Eurotiomycetes; Eurotiales; Aspergillaceae
Exons: 3
Coding region: 1-570 (189 amino acids)
Source: RefSeq, a predicted model, not a curated record